Heterotrigona itama is the source of this 3238-nucleotide messenger RNA. Lineage: Eukaryota; Metazoa; Arthropoda; Insecta; Hymenoptera; Apidae. The record is from the annotation of a GenBank genome assembly.
AUGUAUUCAUCUUGCCAACUACUUCCGGUAGGUGGAGUCGUCCAUUUUUCCGAACACGCGCAAUGGGAAAGGAGCCAUUUUCUUCGGAACGGCAACGUGGCAGCCGGCGUUCUCGAUCGUCUUCUCGCGAUGAACGUUGUCGUAUCAUUGUUGGUCGCGACCAUCGGUGCGACAAGUUGCUUCUCGGCCACCGAGAUAUUACAGUCGACGAACUCGUACUUGACAAAGGCCGACAGGAUUCAUUUGAAAAAGAUACUCGAACCAGGUUUAACCUCAAACGACGUUACGCUCGUGUAUCAUGCAGUUCAUGGAUAUACGUUUCUCGAGGAAGCUUUGCCGAACAAACAGGAUAUUUGUGACUUUUUGGUAAGAGAGGUUAUAGAAGAGGGUAACAAUGUCACGACGGAGAAGGCAUUUUACGUUGCAUCCACUUGGCGAACUGUGGGAAAUUGUCAAAGUAAAUCUCCGUCCAACGUUGUAAAGGUGCUGUUGACCGCGAUAGAGAAAGAGACCUCGAGCAUGACGGAAUUGUACCACGCAGUAAGCGGACUGACUGUUUUGUCAGAAAAAUUGUCCCGUGAUAACGUCGACAAUGUAAUCAAGAGCGUGCAAAAUACGUUACGGAAAGACGACAGUUUGUGGAACUUGGGCUACACGUUUCACAUUGCUUCAGACCUUGGCGGUACGCUCGGUUUCGAUCGUAUCGAGGAUGCAAUUGUUCAAGCAGACGAGAUAGACGGACAGUAUUUGCAAUUCGAAGGUGGUCUCUCCGUAACCAGUUUCUUAGUGAACGGCAUCUUCAAGCUGUCCAACGCGUUAAAAAAGAAACCGCCAUUAACAUCUCGACAGAUAGCGAAGCUGGCCAAUUAUCUUCUGUCUCGACGUUCCGUGCAGACACCAAGAGGCGUUUCAAGCUUACUUUCCGCCUUAACGACUUUGGCGAAUAACGAUUUCGAAAGACCGACCUGCGUAACGUUAGCCAACGAAGAGAUCAGUAUCUCUACUCGACAGCCCUUGGUGACGAUAAGAGUUUGCGACGUACUAGGCAACCCGAUCAAAGCGAGCAACUCGAUCAAAGUGACGGCAAAUUCUGCGACAAGAGUCGGCGACGACGUCGUCAUGUUCAACAAACAAAGUUUGCAGCCUUCGCCUACGGAUAAAACUUUGUUCGUAAUGAAUUUCACGGAGAUGAAACCGGAACGUGGAUUUUAUAAGAUAUCGGUCACAGCGGCUGGAGCGGUAACGAACACCGUUACGGUAAAGGUUCUUUGCGAAGUUGCGGUCGAUCACAUGGAAAUUGGCACUGCCGAUGCCGACCAGACUACCCAACCAAAGCUUACACGAGUUCUGUUCCCUGAGAAAUUAUCGCAAAAGAUCGAGGCUGAUUCCCAACAGAAAUUAGUCAUGCGAUUCUUACUGAAGGACGGUGCUAAUAGAAAACCCAUGCGUACGCAUCAAGCAUUCGUACGACUUUCUUCCGCGUCCGCUUCGAACGAUGACGAGACGAAAAGAGGACACGAGAUCCUUUUCGUCGCCGAAACGGACACGUCGUCGCAUCUUUACAAAUUCGACAUGCCGAUAGGAACUGCAGCUGCGAAUUUCGACUAUCAAAGUGGGGAUUACAACGUGGAAUUGAUAAUCGGCGACGCGGUACUGAGCAAUCCUUUCCAAUGGACAGUGGCAACGAUCAAUCUAAAGUUUCCCGAGCCAUCUUCCAUCGGACGAGCAGAUAGAAACGCGCUUUACAAAUACAAAUCCAACAUUUACACGACCAAGCCAGAAAUAAAGCACAUGUUUCGCCAACCGGAGAAGAGGCCUCCCGCUUUUGUCUCAAACUUGUUCACCGGCCUGUGUUUAGCACCGAUUCUCUUGUUGUUCGCUUUAUGGGCCAAGCUUGGCGUGAAUAUAUCGAAUUUUCCAUUCUCCAUCAGCGCCGUGACGUUCCAUCUUGGACUUGGAAGUAUUUUUACGCUUUUUGGGAUAUUUUGGUUAAAGCUAAACAUGUUCGUUACUCUUAGGUAUCUUUUCGGCCUUGGCGUCGUUACGUUCCUCGCUGGCAAUAAAAUGUUGUCACGUAUAGCGCAUAAACACAAAUCGCGUUAACUCGCCUCGGACCGCGAGUUGGUAUCUUUAUAAUUGCGUUUUUACAAAGUUUAAAUUGUUUUGCAAGGAGAAUGAAAAAAAGAAGGAACACAAAUUGCAAAGACCGUCGCAAGAGCCGGUUGUCGGGGGCCGUUCGUCGGUCGUAUAUACGAUAAAUCGCCGAAACUGACAAACGAACCGUUUCACCGUUAACGAAUACCGAUCCUGGCGCUGAUGCAAACGACGACGGACAUGAUCAACGCGAGCGACAGCGAUGCUAUUUUCCAUCGUAAUCGCAUGCUGCGAACGAAUGGUUGGAUUCAGACGAUCGCAACGAAUUAUCAGCCACGAACAAUUUUAUUUGUCAAUCAAAGAUAACUCGCAUUUCAUGUUUGUAACAGGCACGUUUGUAAUACACGAUAUGUACGUUGUGCAACGCGUUUCCCGAUCUCGUGUACGCGUAAAGUAACAAAGUACCAUUGAAAAGAAACACAGUCGCGUCGUUUUCGAUGGCGUACACGAAACGACGGCAGUUGUACUCGAUGAUAAUAAAUCAAUUUUUGGUACGCGUACUUGCGUCGUGCGUAUACCAUUCGUUUUCAUCAUCCGUCGAAAGUCUACGCGUCGAAGCACGUCGAACCUGUCUCGUCGUCGACGAGGCAGCGUCUCAUCAAUCUUCGUAAGUUAUUCGCUCGUACGGUCAACCGAUUUCUCUCGUUACGUAGUUCGGCCGUGAUUAUUCGGGCUAAACCUAAUCGACGCCAAAAGUUAACGGUACGUCGAAAGUCUGUCGCAGCCUAGAAAAGAAAGGAAAAAAGAAAGAAAGAAGAAUUAACGCGAGAGCGAGUGGUGGUUUUACAGCUAAAAUAAUAGCAUCGCGCGUAGCGUGUGUAGCGAACCGUUCGAAGUGGAAGGAUAUCAUCGUCGUCAUCGGUUAUCGACGAUCUCGUAGGACGAUCGUCGAUCGUUGGAAGUUGGAUCUUUUCAUCUUGCGUCUCGUAUUUUCGACAGAUUUGCACGUAACCGAGUAUACGUUCUGCUUUGAUCAACAAACGUCUCGCGUGUUUCACGCUACGAUUAUAUUCCUCGGACAUUGUCGUUGUUUUAUGUUUAUCUUUUUUACAACCUAAUAAAUAAAUCACCCGCUAUGAAACAA